AUGAAUUACGCCAGCAGAGGCGAACAUGAUCCGAAAGCGGAAAGAAAUAAUCAGCAUUUAAAGGCACUGUUUCGGAUUCACUUUCACCGAAUGCCAUUCAAGGCGAUUCCAAAGAAGUUGACUGUGGCACUUAUGGCACGAGUUGCAAAAAUAUCCAACUACUAUCCGGCGAAAGGUGUUUACAUGGGACCCACCGACAAUAUUCAAGAAGGGCACCGUAUCUAUGAUCUGAACACAAAGUGCGAGGCACGACGUGCAAAAAUAAAGGUUCUUCCGAUGACUGACCAAGUCAUCAAGAUUAUCGAAGAAGACGCACGAUUGGAAGGAGUGACGGAAUUGCGCACCUAUUCCAAGCGUAAUGGCGAGCUAAUCCUCAAUGGUGAUUUGCUCAAAGGAGUGGACCCAGAUGAACUGUGGGAUGAAAACUAUGUACCAGUAAACAAAAUUGAAAGACUGAGUAAUGUAACCCUCCGAAAUGAAAAUAUUCCAGAUGACGAACUUGAAGAAUUACUAAUGGAUGCUGAAGCAGACAUCAUGGAAGCGAGGUUCGACAGGGACAGAAACCCAAGAUACCAUAGCGAAGCGAGGUAG
Cylindrotheca closterium is the source of this 591-nucleotide messenger RNA. The record is from the annotation of a GenBank genome assembly. Lineage: Eukaryota; Bacillariophyta; Bacillariophyceae; Bacillariales; Bacillariaceae.